GCGGCGGCAGCGGCGGCAGCGAAGGUGGCUGCGAUGGUAGCGGAGCCGGAGUGGGCUUGAGGGCUUCCUCCCGCGUUUCCUCGGGCCGACGCGGCGCCGUGGGCCCGGCUCACUCGGCUCCCGCUCCCUCCCUUGCUGCUGCCCGGGCAGACUCGAACGAGGCCCGCGCUGGCCGCCCUGACGCGCCCCGGCUCGGCCCCGGACGGCCCGGCUGCUGUGCGGAGACGAGGCCGAGUCGGUAGUGGAAAGAAAAUACUGAAGAAUAGGAUCUCAAGAUGAGUAAAAAGCCCCCAAAUCGUCCUGGAAUCACUUUUGAGAUUGGUGCUCGUUUGGAGGCACUGGACUACUUACAGAAAUGGUAUCCAUCCCGAAUUGAAAAAAUUGAUUAUGAAGAAGGGAAGAUGCUAGUCCAUUUUGAGCGCUGGAGUCAUCGAUAUGAUGAGUGGAUUUACUGGGACAGCAACAGGUUACGACCCCUUGAGAGACCUGCACUAAGGAAAGAAGGGCUAAAGGAUGAGGAAGAGCUCUUUGAUUUUAAAGCUGGAGAAGAAGUACUGGCUCGUUGGACAGACUGUCGCUAUUACCCUGCCAAGAUUGAAGCAAUUAACAAAGAAGGAACAUUCACAGUUCAGUUUUAUGAUGGCGUAAUCCGUUGUUUAAAAAGAAUGCACAUUAAAGCCAUGCCUGAGGAUGCUAAGGGGCAGUUUCUGUUCCAGGUGAAAUCCCAGCAUCCACUAAGCUGGUGUUGUCCUAUCGACCCAGCUGGAUCGUGUAACCAGUCUAUGGGAAGUGAGGACUGGAUUGCUUUAGUCAAAGCAGCUGCUGCAGCUGCAGCGAAAAAUAAAACAGGGACUAAACCUCGAACCAGUGCUAACAGCAAUAAAGAGAAAGAGAGAGAUGGGGGAAAAUGGUUCAAAUUACCUUCAAAGAAGGCAGAGACUUCAACGUGCAUAGUCACAGCAGAGAUUGAGAAGAAGGAAGAACUACCCACAUCCAGUGAGACAUUUGUAGGACUUCACAUAGACACCGUUCCAAAGAUCGUCUUUCCACAGCCAGAGAGCACAUUAACAAACAAGAGGAAAAAUAAUCAAGGCAACUCAUUUCAGGCAAAGAGAGCCCGACUUAACAAGAUUACUGGUUUGUUGGCAUCCAAAGCUGUUGGGGUGGAUGGUGCUGAAAAAAAAGAAGACUGCAAUGCAACAGCUCCAGUCCUGGAGCAGGCGAUUUCACCUAAACCUCAAAGUCAGAAAAAAAAUGAAGCUGUCCUUAGCAGUUCUGCCAACCCUCAGAAACCUGCACUGUUAUCCUCAACUUUGUCUUCAGGGAAGGCUCGCAGCAAGAAAUGCAAACAUGAAUCUGGAGACUCUUCUGGGUGUAUAAAACCCCCUAAGUCACCACUUGCCCCAGAGCUAAUACAAGCCAAGGAUUUGACGCUUGUAUCUCAGCUUUCUUCCGUGAUAAAUAAAACUAGUUCUCCACAGCCUGUGAAUCCCCCUAGACCUUGCAAGCAUAGUGAGAGAAGAAGAAGAUCUCAACGCUUAGCCACCUUACCCAUGCCUGAUGACUCUCUAGAAAAGCUUUCUUCUUCCUCUUCAGCAACUGAUGGCAAAGUAUUCUCCCUCAGUUCUCAGAAUCAGCAACAGUCUUCAGUACCAGAGGUGCCUGCUAUUGCAUAUGUGCCACUCCAGAAGCUGGGACCCUGCCUCCCUCUUGAUUUAAGUUGUGGUUCAGAAGUCACAGGAAGUAGAGCCCCAGAUUCCUCCUAUCAUGGUGGUGUAUGUCCCAGGGAAGAAAAGGAGGAGACACCAUUGUUUGCAAAUCCCACCUCCAAAGUAGUGAGUGAUGUAAAAGGAGCUGCAGCAGCUACAGGAAUAUUGAAAACAGAAAAAAAGGUGAAAUUGGAAGAAAAAACCUCCACUGCAUUUGGUAAAAGGAAAGAAAAGGAUAGGGAGAAAAAAGAGAAGCGAGACAAAGAUCACUACAAACCAAAACAGAAGAAAAAGAAGAAGAAGAAAAAGAAAUCUAAACAGCACGACUAUUCGGACUAUGAAGACAGUUCCCUAGGCUUUUUGGAAAGGUGUUCUUCUCCACUAACUAGAUCUUCUGGGAGUUCUCUGGCUCCACGAAGCACAUUUACGGAGAAAACGACAACUUAUCAGUACCCGAGGGCAAUUCUGUCUGUUGAUCUUAGUGGUGAAAAUUUGUCAGAUGUGGAAUUCCUGGAUGACUCUUCCACAGAGAGCCUGCUUCUGAGUGGGGAUGAGUACAACCAAGACUUUGAUUCAACUAAUUUUGAGGAGUCUCAGGAUGAAGAUGAUGCUGUUAAUGAGAUUGUACGCUGUAUCUGUGAACUGGAUGAGGAGAAUGGCUUCAUGAUCCAGUGUGAAGAGUGCCUAUGCUGGCAGCACAGUGUGUGCAUGGGGCUCCUGGAGGACAGCAUUCCGGAGCAGUACAUCUGCUACAUCUGUCGGGACCCUCCGGGUCAGAGAUGGAGUGCAAAAUACCGUUAUGAUAAGGAGUGGUUGAAUAAUGGAAGAAUGUAUGGGUUAUCUUUUUUAAAAGAAAAUUAUUCUCAUCUCAACGCCAAAAAAAUAGUUUCCACACAUCAUCUUCUUGCUGAUGUCUAUGGUGUAACUGAAGUACUGCAUGGAUUACAGCUUAAGAUUGGAAUACUAAAGAAUAAACAUCAUCCUGACCUUCAUCUCUGGGCUUAUUCUGGGAAGAGGAAAGACCAAGAUCAGGUAGUAGCUGAAGCAGAGAGAAAAGUAACACUUCAGGACACAGCUAACUCAGAGGGAAAGAAGUAUGUACAGAACCACAAAGAACCAUCCCUGAAAAUGGAAGAAACCUAUAUAACAAGCGAACACAGCUAUCAAAAGCCACAAAGCUUUAGUCAGGACUGCCAGUCUCUCACAGACCCUGGAAGCUCAGAUGAUGAUGAUACUAGCAGUUUUGAAGAAGAUGGGGAACUCCGUGUGCCAGAUAAAAGCCAUCUUCUGUACAAAAAUCGGGGAGUGUCAGAGAAGAAGAAUCCAACAUCAGGGAAUAAAGUGUUUGUUUAUAAUGAUAAAAAGGGCACGGAGGGCCCAGGAGACUCGCAUCUUCAGUGGCAGCUAAAUCUCCUCACACACAUAGAAAAUGUGCAGAAUGAAGUCACCAGCAGGAUGGACCUCAUAGAAAAAGAAGUGGACGUUCUGGAAAGCUGGCUUGAUUUCACAGGGGAGUUGGAGCCACCAGAUCCCCUUGCAAGACUGCCCCAACUUAAACGUCACUUAAAACAGCUUUUACUUGACGUGGGCAAAGUACAACAAAUUGCAACUCUUUGCUCUGUAUAACAACAGAAAAAACUUGGUGACAAGAAUAUGUCUUUCUUCAGUUGAAUCACUUUUAUUCCUAAGUGGAUAGUCAGAAAGCUUAAUGUUUGGUCAUUUACUGAUUUGUGACAUCAAUAAUAUGGCAUCUUGGAAAGAAAAUGAAGAAUAAUUUUAUCAAGGAAGCUAACAUUAAAGAUGAGUGAACAAGCUACAAAUGAUAAUGUCAUCUAUGCCAAGAAUCAAUGAGGAUAAUCCAAGCUGCACUAAAGGAAUGGAAUUGGCAAGAUACUUGUAGUUGCUUUCAUGAAGCUCAAGAUACCCAUAGAAAGAAUUAUGAUGUAUUUAUAUAGCUUUAGAAGAGAUACCCAUGUUUAUAAACCAGCAUUUGGCCAAAACCACACUGUAAGGAAAUUGAAGUUGUGGAGAGUUCUACAAGAUUGCUCUAAGAAUUGCCUUCUAGCAGUUGGAUCCAGCUGCAAAGAAACUUAAAUUAUUUAAACUUCUGUAGGAUCAUGAAUUAUUUCUUGGGUGAUGAAUGUAUUUUAAUCAGAAAACUGACAAUGGAUGUCUCACUUUGGGGAAAAUAAUUGUGGAAUUCUAACUUCAUUAUGAAUGUAUUUUAAGAAACCCACCAAAUAAUUGGAAUUUAUUGCAGGCAUUGUGCUCUUUAAAAGUAAAGUGGCUUGCAGAAGGGCCCAAUGUGCCAAAUGUUGAUACUGCUGGAAAGAGGAUUUGAAUAUUGCAGGAAUCCUUCCACCCGCCAUAAGCAAUGCCCUUAACCCAUACAAACCUGUGCGCCACAUGCUGGGUGUGCUCUGUGUAGGGGAGUCAUGGUAUCCAGACUUCAGCCUACAUUUGAUCCUGGAUACACUUGGUGUUUGCUUGCCUUUUGAAAAAAACUAUAAACCUCAGCUGGGAUGAGGAGUGACAAAAAUAUCAAAAUAAUCUGUUGCUGUGGAUUUUUUUUUAACUGCUAGUAGUGGAAUACUGGAAAAGCUUCAUUUCUGAAGACAAAUUUUAUUUUAAAAUAUAAAUAUACACUCACAAAUUUUAGCUUUGUUCACAAAUGGACAGAUUUAUGAAACCAAAGGCAACUAAGUUGCUUACUCAGCUCUUGCUGGAUUUUUGAGCCUAGGUCCUACUGUCUGCCAGUCCUGGUGUGAGUUGUGUGCACGCCGCAGUGCUACAUGUGCAGGUAUGCAUAAGUGAGUAUGCUUGAUAAAGUAGUCGACAUACAUAUGUACAUAAUCAACAUAUUUAUAUCACACAUAUCUAGUUUUAUUACUAUAGAUUAUACAAAUUGAUGGUUAACAUAAAAUGUUGCCUUUUAACAGACUGUUUUUAAAAACUAAAAGUGUAUGUACAGGUUUUGAAAUUUUUUUAAAAAGGGGAAGAAAAGACUGUUAAGUGGAGGCUAUUUGAUGACAUUACACUUGAAUAUUUUUUUUGCCUCAUUCUGUUUAUCAGUUCUGGAAAUCUGUAUAAAGGCACUUAGAACUGAUAGACAGUGAACUUGAAUUUAUCUUUGAUAAGAAUACAUGCCACUGUACAUUCAGAUAUUAUUUAAAGUUGCAAAACACACUGUUCUUUAUGUAAGGUACUGUAUGUAAAACUCUAUUAAAAACUGUUCCACAUACCCUAAAAUUUCAGCUUGCCUUUUUGUGGCCUUAUGUUUUGAUGUGAGGAUUAAAAGAAUGUGUAACACAUUGGGGAAUUUUUAUUGCCUUUUGAGAUUUUUCAACUGACAAAUGUGCCAAAGAUCACUAUACAUAAAAUGUAGUCUUCUGUAUUUACUUGUGAUACCUAAACUUUGUCAAAGAUCCUACUGAUGAAUGCUUUAGCAGAAGUCAUUGUGGGGUAGUUAUUAAAUUUGCAUAUUAAAGUAAAAAUUAGUGCCUAUAACCCAUGUGUGGAGUAAAUUUACUAAUGUUUGUGUUUCAAGAUUGAUACUAUAUUGUUCAUUUAUGUUUUAAAAUGAUGGCUUUAAAAUUUCCCAUCAUGACUGAACCCUAGAUGUUGAAUUUGCGUCUUCUUUUCAGAAAUGUAGCCAGUAAUGUCCUUAGUCUGUAAAUAGUGUUGUUACCUUGGUUCUUGUCAUAUGUGCAGAAGAACUCUGUGUUCAGAGCUCAGAAGAAUUCAGUUCUGGUCACCUUGAUUAAAAUAAUGCACAGUAUUAUAGUACAGACUCAGUGUUCCCACACAAAGUCUGAAAUGUUCCAUGUGUGGAGUACGGACUCCCCAAGUGGAAAGUUCAUACCUUAUUUCAUGUAAGCAGGAUCACUGUCAAAAUACAGGCUCACUAAAAAUGCAGUAUACAACAAAUUCAAGAUAUGAGUUUAAGUUGUAUACAAAAAGGAGUGAAGUUCACGUUUAGUCUUAAGUCUCAUGCCAAGAAUGUGUCAUGAUAAAAUACAAAGACUCCAACAUCCAAGAAAAUACAAAAUCCAAAAUAUUUUUCUUCCCAAGCAUUUCCAAUAAUGAACACUAAGCUUCUGUCUUAAAAUAUAAUCACUUGGAUAGCAACUAGGAAAUUGAGUACUUCAUUGAUUUUAUGUUAAAUGUUCCACUCUGCUUAUUUGUCAAUGAAUGAAAAAGCUAAUUCUUAAAUUUAGAUCUUUAAAGAAUAUAUCAGAUUAUACGCACAUACCCAGUUACUAUAGAACCAACCAAUAAUUGGUUAAGGCCUAUUAUCAGGUAGAGGGCAGCACAUUUCUUUGAGAGAAUGAAUUAACUUUGGAGAAGCAAAUACAUUGUGAGAAGUAUCAGGUAAAAUUUGUUUUGCCUUUUAGUCUUACCUAAAAUCAUUGUUUUGAAUUCUAAGCAAGGAACUGGAGAGGGUAUUUUCUUCAAUGAUAAUGUUUUGUUUGUCAGAUGGACAAAAGAGAAUGAGCCUCAGUGGAGGGAUUCCUCCUCAUAAUUUCUGGCAAAUAUAAUUUGUACUUCUUUGUGGUUGUCUAUGGUUCAGCUGACUGUAGAAGUAAUGUAUUUUCUCCUUAAAGGAACUUGUUAUUCUUAGAAUUUCAGGUAAAUCACCUGUUCCCUAGUUGUUUCAAGUCAAUGUCAUACUCAAAUAUGUAUACUUUUCAUGUUAAAACUGAAGCAUACUACUUCCUCCCCAAUAAACUGAAUCUGCUGCCAUUGUCACUGUCUUGGUUAAUAGCAUCCUAUCAGUAUAUGAUUAACACACAGAGUCAGCACUUAAUAGUCAUUUCAGCACCACAUAAGUGUUUUCUCAAAACAGUGAUGAUGUCUUCUUCAGGCCUGUUGGGAGCCCAUUGUAAGUCAUGGAGGUAAUGAGUCAGUUUUACUUACCUCUUUCAUUCCAGCUUUGUUUUCAUUCUGAUUCUUCAGAUUGUCACUGCCAGAAGAGAAUUACAUUUUAUAAGUAUCAGCUCUGUGCUAGGCAUCAUAAUGCCUCCUAUGGUAUAUGAAUUAAUUCUUUCAGAGGACAGGUAAGAGUAAUAAUCACUUUCUAAAAAUGCAUGGAAAGGUUUAUGCAUACACUCAGACAUACAUCCUGGAUAUGAAGUGAGUUUUUGUUGUCUGUACCGCAAGUGUUCCUUGGCUCUUCUUGUCAUUUUAAUUUUCUACUGUAAAACCCUAAGGGAAUAAUUCAUAGUUUGUUGUAUCUGUGUGGUAUGGAAUGUGUCCAAGCUGGCCUAGUUUGUUCUCACAUUCAUGGCAAUGUAGCCUGACUGUUAGGACUGUGCUUAUUUCCAUCUCUUACCUUCAUAUCACUUCUCUGUGUGAAAGAUCCUCACUUGUUUAUAGAUCUAUAAAUCCAGAUAUAUAACUUGACUAUCUCUUGUCUUGACUAUCUCUUCCUAAAAAAAUUCAUUACCAAAGGCUCCUGUAUUGAAUCAAACUGGAGAGGAAUUCUGUUACCAAGUAAUAACUUGCUAUACGGAAACAGGCACAGAUUUGGUAAUCUCAGAUUUCCUGGUAAUUAAUUUACUAGCAGUAUGAUACCCUGAGCUUUGGUUUACUUGUCUAUAAAUGAUGACAUACCAACUUGGAACUUUGCUUUGAGAGUUAAAUUAUCAAGAAGCAUAUGACAUGAACUUGAUAUCACCUAUCACUGAGUGUCAUCUAUGUGCAGGCCAUGAAAUUAAUAUGGUUAGAGUUGGAUAGAGGAUAAGAUCAUGUUCCACAGGCUAAUGGAGACAGUAACAUUUUCUAGUGAGAGCCCAACCAAAGAGACCUUUCUUUAAAGGAAGAUAAUUAUACUUGAAUGUGGUGGAGCAGGGAGAAUAGAUAUAUAUUCAUUGAAACAGUGUUCUCUUAAAUUUGACUAGAACAUCCAGAAAAAUUUAAGACAUUGAAAUUCCUAGUCUCAGUUCUCUCUAAACUAGAGCCCAAGGAAAGACUUCUGAGUGUACUUAGUUUAUUAGAAACAAAAUCUAACAACUCAGUAGCAGGAGGGAAGUGAGAGAAUGGAAGAGGGGAGGAGAAAGCAAAUAAGCAGAAUGAUUGCUGUGAGCAAUGGGACUUUGAUUCUGCCUUUUUAAAUCCCACAUACAGUAUGUAAUUUCCAAGUUGUAAAUAUUAACAUUAUACCUAAUCACAUAGAACAUUUUUAAAUGCAUGUGGUUGAAUCUGAUGCAUCAUGGUUGUUUUGUUGUUUACCAACUUUUUUUUUAAAGGACAUAGGCAGAAUUUUGAGGUAACAUGACAAAUUAGAAGCUUCCUACAUGUCUCCUUAUAAAUAAGUCAGAAUAAAGAGAAAUGGAUGCUAUCCAAUAGAGAACCAUGGAAAUCCAUGUAAUGAUAGUUGAGUUAAAAGCCUGUAGGAAAAGGUGGAGCAUGCUGAAAAGUAUUUAGCAGCAGCACAGCUUCCUGAUAUAGAGAGGGGAAGCAGAAGUUUCAUUUUCUUAGGUACUUUUAUAUAUCCUGUGUCUUAAUUAAAAGAAAAAAAUUUAAGGCCAAAAUGAAUAUUGCCCUAAGAUUUAAAGAUCUCAAAUCUUACAAUUUUAAGUUUACCAUGUUAAAAAAAAUUAAUAAUCAUUUUUAAUUAAAUUGGAUUUUUGUUAUUGUUGAUUUUAUACUUGCCUUUGGUCUGCUAAAUUAUCAGUCACUGGAAUUGGAGGUGAUUAAAAAAGCUCACAAAAAAACCUUAAAAAAAAAAAAAGGUAAGCCAGGUGGCACCAAUGAAGAGAUGACCUAUCCUACGGACAGUUUACAGCUCUUACAAACCUUUAUAUCCAGCUGCAGAUUUUGAGAAGAUGGCAAAUUCUCUUAUAGUCAGAUCAGCAGCCAAAAGGAAUCACAUUCUAUCAUCCUGAGUGCCAUCUUGAGAACUUGUUUAAAACUAAGCUAUCUUCGGUAUCUGUAAAUUGGGAUAAUAGCUGGUCAGCUUGAAUUUGACUUAUAACAUCCCAUAGGUAAAGAACAACCUUAGGAGGCCUGUGGAGAGUGCUAGAAAGCUGAAAAGCAUAGUUUGGCAGGAAGGUCUGACCAGACAAUGAACUAUACAGGGAAAGAUAGCCCCACUUUUGAUGGUGGGGAGCAAAUAGCCCCAGAGGUUAAUAAAUCCUGAGUCUGAGAUUAUUGGAAAUCAACCUUUGGAACCAGCUAUUUCCCUUCACUGUUGAAGACUUGAGAAUUUUGAAGAUCCAGAGGGUCAUGUCUGGAUGACCAACUGAAGGAUUUCCAACUCAAGCCUCUGCCUCCUGUAAAGAUCUUGCACAAUGCUUGUCAUCCACAUACACUUUGCAAUGGGUUGAACAGAAUGUAGAGAUUUGUAAAAUACAAAUAGAGACCUGGACCUAUAGGAAUCUCUACUGUGGUAGCUUCCCUCAUGCACAAAUAAAGGAAGCUACUUAAGUGGGCAUUGCUCUGGUAGACUUCAGAUGGUUGUCAAGUGCUGACUGAACAACUUCAACUGGCCUUUCCUUGACCUGUGCAUCAAACACAGUCUUAAGUACUAGAGACCUUAGAAACAACUGUAAUAAUUCAUCAUUUUUUCUUUUGCCCCACCCCUUACUUACUUUUAUCAGCCUUUACUGUAUUAAAAAGAAAAUCUUGUUUCUAUUUUUAUCUCCUUUAAUAAAUUUCCUA
Molecule: messenger RNA, 9371 nt
Organism: Mus caroli (Ryukyu mouse)
Lineage: Eukaryota; Metazoa; Chordata; Mammalia; Rodentia; Muridae
Gene: Phf20l1
Product: PHD finger protein 20 like 1
Biological process (GO): regulation of transcription by RNA polymerase II
Cellular component (GO): NSL complex
Source: RefSeq, a predicted model, not a curated record